Molecule: messenger RNA, 773 nt
Organism: Arabidopsis lyrata subsp. lyrata
Lineage: Eukaryota; Viridiplantae; Streptophyta; Magnoliopsida; Brassicales; Brassicaceae
Exons: 3
Coding region: 103-687 (194 amino acids)
Source: RefSeq, a predicted model, not a curated record
GUGAUCUCCGGCUACAAAUCGCUGAGUUGUUUUGGAAGUCGGCUUCAGAACAAGAUCGACCACCGUCAUCUCAGUAGCUACAUUGUUCUUCCGGUUUCCAGAAUGGCGUCUUCUAGUCAAAUCCUCAAGUACCCUCCGCGACUGUAUGAAGAAGGAAAAUCACCUUUGCAAAAUAGGAGCAUGAACCACAGCUGCUAUUUUUUUCAAAUUGGGAAGAUCAGAGAAGGAUUAGGUCCGGAUGUGUGGGAUGGUUUGAUGAAAUCAACACUUGGAGUGUUUAUAAAAUUGACUGAUGUUGAAUACACAUGGGCUGCCCAGACCGUUCAUUACUUCCUCACAAAUCAGCUGCGAGUCGACAACUCUCACGAGAUUUGGUGUUUGAUUGAUCAAAGGCCAAUCAGAUUUUCUCUUUAUGAAUUCGCGGACGUAACGGGGCUCAAUUGUGAUUUUAUUGACGAGUCAGACACAUGUGAAGCUGCUUACCAUGAGUUCUGGAAUGAAAUGGGUGUUGGAACGUCCGAUGGGCCUUUGUUUUCUGAGUUGGAGCAUGUAAUGGAUAUUAGCAAGGCAUGGAAUUAUGUAAUGGAUAUUAGCAAGGCAAAUUGCAGUUACCGAAACCCCUUAUGCCUUCCUCUUUUGAUUCAACAUGAACUUUCUCUUUCACUUCAACACAAAGUCGAACAGUAGCAUUCUUCGUUUGGCCCAAAAAAGACUGAAACUGUCUAUUAUUACCAAUAAUUACGGGUGGUAUAUAUGCUAGUAAUUUCUUUGAA